AUGGAAAAUGAUGACAAUAACCAUGAAUUUUAUUUUAAUCAUAAAAAUUAUUUUCAUCGAUUUAAAUCAAAUAAUGAAGAGGAUCAUAUUAGUAAAUCUAUUCGUCAUGCAUUAGAAUAUUUCGUCGAUGAUUUAAAAUAUGAUCGAAAUAAAACCAUCGACUAUUUUUUUAAUCAACCAACUAUGAACAAUAUAUUUCUAUUUAUUACACAAUUAUUAUUAUCGGAGGAUAAUUCUAUCUGUGUCAAUAGUGCUUAUAUUAUUGGUAGUAUUAUUGAAAUAGAAAAUGGUCUUGAAUUAUUUCUAUCGAUAUUUACUGUCAAUUGUACAAUUGAUGUUAUACAAAGAUUAUGUCAAUUAUUAACACAUUCAGAUUUUGAUUGUGUAUUAAAUGCAACGGGUAUACUUGGUACUAUAUGUAGUUCAAAAGAAGGACGUGAUUUUAUUCUAAAUCAUACUUCAAUUAAUGAUAUCGUAUCAAAUAUAGCCAUG
This is a messenger RNA of Adineta steineri, 492 nucleotides long. The record is from the annotation of a GenBank genome assembly. Lineage: Eukaryota; Metazoa; Rotifera; Eurotatoria; Adinetida; Adinetidae.